This is a messenger RNA of Drosophila yakuba, 1185 nucleotides long. RefSeq names its product ras-interacting protein RIP3. Bases 159 to 884 code for a protein of 241 amino acids. The record is from RefSeq and is a predicted model, not a curated record. The transcript is spliced from 2 exons. NCBI's taxonomy places the organism in Eukaryota, Metazoa, Arthropoda, Insecta, Diptera, Drosophilidae.
UGGGUUUUUUCUCAUUCAACCUUAGAAAUUUCCACCGGCAAGACCAGACCUAAAUCUUAUCGUAAAAAAAAACUAAGCUAAAAUUCCAAAUUUUACAAACAUAUGGUGACAUCAGAUUUUGUAAACCGAAUUAUCUGUGUAUAUCUAUAAGCAUCAUCAUGCAGCGUUCGUCCUAUCCACUGUGCCACAUGGUGCGACCCCGCCUGAGUGGACGGCUUUUGGGCGGCGGAUGGAUUGCUCUUCGAAGGACCAUGGCCUCAGAUUCCUGGGGUCGGGGUGAUGGCAACAGCGAAUCGAAUUCAAAUUCAAAUUCAAAUUCGAAUUCAAAUUGGAAUACAAAUUCGAAUACGCCCAGGGCUGGCGUACCGCGGGCCAGUGCCACAUCGACGGUGAUGAGUGAUGCUGGCGCCUAUUCGCGUGGCGUGAAUACGAGUGCAUUCGAGCGGCGCAUCAAUCGCGAGGAUAAUAUGUGGCGGGAUCAGAGUUAUAUCGAUACGAAAUGGUUAAAUCCACGUGAUCCUACCGCCUAUCGACCGAAUUUCCGACAAACCGAGCCGACAUCGUUGCGCAAACAGUUUAUGCGCAGUCCGGAUGAGAUAUCCCGUGAGGUGAUGGGUCGCGAUUGGGAGGAAACGGUCCGGACGUAUAAGCGCAAUGCCAAGACCAUACACGGUGGCAUGCAACCGGGUGGGGCACGCAAUGAUAACACACGCAAUCGCCAGCAACAUUUGCAAAUGAUGCACGUGCAACAGCAACAGGAACAGCAACAGCAACAGCAACGAAACCAACAGCAAAAUCAGCAGCAGCAGCAGCAACAACAGAAGAGAAAUCAGCAGCAGUACAAUUAUUGGGGCAGGAACGUGGAGUCGUCCCCCAAGGAUUAAUAAUUCCGAAAAAAAAGAACCCGCCUAACGUGCCAGUCAUAACAGAAUUACCCGAAAUAUAUAUCAUAUAUAUGUAUAUGUAUAUUCCAGUCAAGCAGAGUUGAACACUCACAUCAGUGAUCCAUUAUCUUAAUUCCGUCAGAGUUGACAUCAUUUGUUAAAUUCGUUCAGAUGUUGAUAGCAAAACUUGACUGAUUGCACAACGAAUCGAUCAUGUAUGUCGUAUCAAAUGAUCAUGGAUAUAAUAAUCACUUUUGGAGAUGAAUAAAACUUGGAGAAUGUACAUAUGUCUGAAAAUAAA